CAGGGGUCCCUUUACCUUUACCUUUACCCCUGCUCUGCGGGCCAGAGCUCAUCUUUAUUUUAUUCUAUCUAGUGUUUCUCCAACCCUCCUGCUUUAUGAAAUCCUGUUUGCUCAAAUCUGAGAGCUUCUCUCUGUGUGUGGCAAGACUUAAGGCAGGGAUGUAGAACUUGCGACCCACCAAAUGCUCUUGGAUUCCCACCAACCCCAGCCAAUAUGGCUGUAGUCUCUGGGGUGAUGGGAGUUGUAGUUCAGUAACAUCUGAAGAACCACAGGUUCCCCAUCCCUGCCUUAAUGGCUUAUCUUAUGCAGCUGUUUGGUUUCAAGCCAACACAGACUCAUUUUUGCUCCUUCCUAGGCAUAGGACUUCUCAGGGUUGUGGACUUGUCCCAUUCCAUGUGUUCCUGUUAUUGCCAUGCUCACAUUUGGAUUCUCAGAACAAAAGAAUGAAUUGUCAGGAAAGACAAAGAAUAACAUCCACUGCUGAGAGUAUGGCAGAAUUGAUGUCUAUGGACUCGUCAGAAGUAUCCAACACCAGAGAUGAGCAGGAAGAGGAGGUGAUGUAUCAGCCACUGAAAGUAUACUUGAGAGUGCGGCCCUUUUCUAAGGCAGAGCUUGAAAACAAUGAAAACCAGGACUGUUUGAUUAUUGAAAAUCAAGAAACAGUGACUCUUCACGCACCUAAAUACUCUACUGCUAUGAAGAACAGUGAAAAGGGAAUUGGACAAUCGGCGCAUCAGUUCACUUUUACUCAGGUGUUUGGACCAGAGACUUCUCAAAGUGAAUUUUUUGAAGGCACAAUGAACGACAUAGUAAAAACUUGUAUCAACGGAGUGAAUGGACUUGUGUUUACCUAUGGUGUGACUAACGCAGGCAAAAGUUUCACAGUUCAAGGCUGCUCGAAAGACGGUGGUAUCCUUCCCCGCUCUCUUGAUCUCAUAUUUAACCAUGUAAGGGGAAGACAGUAUCCAAAGAUGAACAUAAAACCAUGCUUCAGCAAUCUUACCAAGAGGCUAAAUGAUACGCAGGUUAAGCAAGAAGAAUCCAUCAAAGCUGCCCUUCUUGCUUCUCUGAAAGAGGAUACUGAAAAUACUUCAAAGUCUAUCACAUCUUCAAGUGCAUCAGGCUCAACUUCUAGUAGCUGUAGCUCACCAAGUUUUGUUUUGAAUGAAUCAGAUUCUGAGGUUUAUACCAAGUGCCCCAAGACCCUAGCAUCUGUUUGGGUUUCUUUCUUUGAAAUCUACAAUGAGUACAUCUAUGACCUACUGGAUGUAGUGCCUGCAUCGAAGAAUCAGAAGCGCAAAGUUUUAAGGAUAUGCGAAGAUCAGGGAGGAAACUCUUACGUAAAAGACUUAAAGUGGAUCAGUAUAAAGAGUACAGAUGAGGCCUGCAAAAUUCUUAAAGUAGGAAAUAAGAACAGAAGUUUGGCAUGCACCAGGAUGAACCAACAAUCAAGCAGAAGUCACAGUAUAUUUUCUAUUCGACUGCUCAGCUUGAGUGAUGAGAGUGUGCCACGAGUUCUUGGAGUCUCUGAACUCUCUCUCUGUGACUUGGCUGGAUCAGAACGAUGCCAUAAAGCACAAACCUUUGGAGACAGACUGAAAGAAGCAGGCAAUAUUAAUAAUUCUCUUCUUAUUCUUGGAAAAUGCAUUGCAGCUCUAAAGCAAAAUCAAAACCCUAAAUUAAGGCCAGCAUACAUUCCCUUCAGAGAGAGUAAGCUGACCCGCCUGUUCCAGCCAUUCUUCUGUGGUAAAGGCAAAGCUUGCAUGAUUGUCAAUAUUAACCAGUGUGCUUCUACCUAUGAUGAGACAUUGCAUGUAAUGAAGUUUUCUGCUGUAGCGAAGCAAGUUAUUCAAACAUUCCAGCACAAAAUAUUUGAUUAUUUUCAAAAAUAUAUUGGAAGGGACGAUAGGCCUACAGUGCACUUUGAUGACAUAUCUGCAGAGCAACUUCCAGAGGAUUCUUGUAUCUCCUCUGAAGAGGAAAUAGAUAUAACUAUUAUGAACCAUGAGGAUCUCUUGAAAAUGACAGAGAUCUUGAAGAGCAAGCUGAUUGCAGAGAGGCAAGGCAAGCUGCUCCUUGAGGUGCAAAUACGCAAGGAGAUGGCUGAAGCAAUGUUUCAGCAACUGAUGGAAACAGAAGAAGCCUGGAGUAAACGCUUAGAAGAUCUGAAAGAAAGGUAUGAAGAAAAAAUGGAGAGUAAAUUUGAAAUGUACAAGGAGGCCAUAAAGAAGCAUGCAUACAUGUGUGCAAUGGAUCAAAUUGAAAACCACUAUGUGCCAAUAGAGGAGUUCAUUGCUGAACAAGCAAAGGUCGAGGACAGAGAAAUGAAAAUACUAGAGUUGAAAGCAAAACUUGGUAAACUCAAUACCUUGCCUUCAGAAAGUCCUAAUUUAGACUCUGCAGAAGGGAACAUUGAUCCAGAUCUUAAAUGCAAUGCUUCAGAUGCUUCGCAGGGACAAUGUGAUGAGAGAGACAAGCAAAUAAGAUCCUUGAACUUAAAAAUAGAGAAAUUAAAUGAAAUGUUGCAAGACGCCAAUGAACUCUACAGACAAGCAAUGGAAGAAAAUAAUAGACUUAAGCAAGUGAUGAUGCAUAAGGAAGAAGUCAAGGGUCUUCAAAACCGGGCUAAGCGUGGCAAUGAGCUUGAAGCCACAGUGUCUCUUCUACAAGAGGAGCUACGUGAAAGCAAAAAACUCCUAAGCACAGAUUCGAAGCAUCAGAAAUCCAAGAAGGGCUUCUUUGCAAAUCUGAAACAUACCCUAGCAGAUGUUCCUAAAACACUCGGUGACAAAGACUCAGAAAAACCUGAGGCAUCUUCUACAAGCUCUCACAAGUGACCUCAGCAACACGCAAAGUAAGAGAGUAAUUUGGAUCCUUCUUGGGGAGGGUUUAAUGCAGCUACUGAAUUAGUACAGGUACUGAAUUGGUGGUUAAUCAGAGAAGGCAAAAGCACUGGAGGCAAUUUCUACUUUGAAAAUAGAAAUGCUUUGCUGAAUAAGUUAAGUUAAGCAUGGCUUAAAUGUGGCCUCAGAUGAUCUUGUUGCUGUAUAGUGCUACUAUCUGCAUCAAUAAUGCCAGAACACAUUAAACACACCAUUGCUUAUGUUUUUCUUGUACUAGGAUAUAUUUUGGAAGUUCCCUUGUUUUAAGAAAUAUACUUAAUGUUCAGAUCACAAUAUCCAUUAUCUCAGCUUCAGGACCAUUGUAAAAAUGUGUAGAAUGAAGCUACAUGAAUUCUGUGAUUGAAUUGCUUUCCUUGUAUGAAGAAAUCGGAUGGAAAUGUGUAAAGCAGCCAUUUUAUACAUUUGCUAAUAAAAAUGUUUACCAAUAUUU
Podarcis muralis (Common wall lizard) is the source of this 3333-nucleotide messenger RNA. NCBI's taxonomy places the organism in Eukaryota, Metazoa, Chordata, Lepidosauria, Squamata, Lacertidae. The record is from RefSeq and is a predicted model, not a curated record.